Messenger RNA from Trichoplax adhaerens, 1128 nucleotides. RefSeq lists its product as uncharacterized. The transcript has 2 exons. The record is from RefSeq and is a predicted model, not a curated record. NCBI's taxonomy places the organism in Eukaryota, Metazoa, Placozoa, Uniplacotomia, Trichoplacea, Trichoplacidae. Gene Ontology annotation, molecular function: protein binding. Bases 1 to 1128 code for a protein of 375 amino acids.
AUGAGACAUAAAAUACGCGAUAUUCAAAUAAAUGCUGUUCGCGCAAUUCAUGCUAUUGCUGAACGUAAUCCCAGUGCUCAGCAAGAUAUUUGGCAAAGAUCAGGUUUAGUACCGUUGAUUAACACCUUAAAAAGGACCCGACAACAAGAAUUUCAAGAAGCGACAGCAGAAGCGUUGUGGGCUUUAGCUGGAACGGAAGAUGAUGGCCAACGUAACAUGGCUAAACUUGUUGGAAUUAACGUCUUAGUUAGUUUACUCGGAACUUUAUCCGAUAAAUUGCACUUUAUCAGUUCUGAAGCAUUACGUGUUUUAGGUGAUGGAUCUGAUACUAAAAAAGAUGCAAUUGCAUCCGAGGGGGGUAUAUCACAAUUAGUUAGAAUAUUAAAUUCAGCGCGUCAACAAGUUCAUUUAAGUGCAAUCCGCACACUGCCAGCAUUAACAUUAUCAUAUACUGCUUUAAAUAAUAAGGACGUCAUCCAGUUAAUUUAUAAGGAAGAUUUUAAUUAUAUCCUUAUCCUAAGGCUUAUGUACUCCAAAGAUGAUCUAGUACGACUAUUAGCUGGUUCAGCAUUAGCAACAUUUGCCUUCAAUAACAAUGUGCAACAAAAACAGAUUGCGUUAGCUGGUGGCGUUCGCUAUCAUUCGCUUUUACCUUUCCUACAAAGUCAAGAUGAAUUUUAUUGUGCUAAUGCUGCAUUUCAAGUUGCUGUCCUUUCGCGAAUAAUACCUGAUGAGGAACCAGCAACUUCGUCAGCAAUUGGCAUUAAAGUUUUAGUCGAUUUAUUAGACUCUAAGAAUCAAAAAUCUCAAGCACUAGCAGCAAAUUGCAUCGCUCGCUUAGGUCAUACACGUGCUGGAAUUCCGUCUGCUAUAGUUUCUAUAGGGGCUGUACCGCGAUUAGCUAAGCUGCUAACAUCAUCGUCAGAGUUAUGUCGUGAAGCCGCAGCAAAAGCUUUAGGAUAUCUAACUGCUAAUCCUAUGGGUGAAAGACAACUAUUAAGUAUUUGUCGCCGUGAUCAGUAUUUGGUAAAAAUAUUAUUGCAUCAUACCGGCAAAGGUGGCGUCUCAAAAGCCUUUCUACAUGGCUGGAAGCAUUCAAAAAGGGUUGGAUUGCCACCAAUCAAGUGA